This is a messenger RNA of Dictyostelium discoideum AX4, 2835 nucleotides long. RefSeq lists its product as hypothetical. Lineage: Eukaryota; Evosea; Eumycetozoa; Dictyosteliales; Dictyosteliaceae. Gene Ontology annotation, cellular component: membrane. The transcript is spliced from 3 exons. Bases 1 to 2835 code for a protein of 944 amino acids. The record is from RefSeq and is a predicted model, not a curated record. Gene Ontology annotation, biological process: transmembrane transport.
AUGACUAGAUACAAACAACUUGGUGACGAUAAACAAGAUGAUGAAAAUCAGCAAACUAAUAAUAAUAAUUUAAAUGAAGAAAAUAAUUUAAAUAAUAAUAAUAGUAAUAAUAAUAAUAAUAGUAAUAAUAAUAAUAUUGAUAAUAAUAAUAAUGAAGAUAAUCAUAAUGAGGAAGGAAGAAUUUUAAAUAAUAGUAAUACUAAUAUUCAAAGACCACAAAAUAUUUUAACAUCAGUAAGAAGCCCAGAGCUUUAUUAUUUACCACCUAAAAAGAUAUCAUUACCAGGUGAUAGCUCACCUUCAACACUAUUACAUCAAUCAUUAAAUAGUAAUGGUGCAGGUGGUAGUAAUGCUAGUAGUAAUGCUAGUAGUAAUAUUGGUAGUAAAUCAAAUACACCUAUGUUAAUAUCAACCAAUUCACCAAAAUUAACCAAUAAUUCAAGUUCACCAAUUAAUAUUUUAACAAACUCCCAUUCAAAUUUAAUGAAUAGUAGUAGUGAUAUUUAUAUAAGCAGUAAUAAUAAUAGUAAUGGUUUUCCACCAUUAAGUUUGGAUAAUCAUUAUCAACAACAACAACAACAACCAAAUAACAAUAAAAAUAAUAAUAAUAAUGAUGAGUCAAUAACAGUUGAAGAAAUGAAAGCACAACAUAUUAAAAAUAAAGAAGAUUAUGAUACUAUUAACUUUAUGAAUACAAUUAAACAAAUUAGAACAUUUAAAUUUGAAAAAAAACAUAAAAAAAAAUUACAAAGAUAUUUAUAUAAUUUAGUUCCAAUCAUUGAUUGGUUACCAAAAUAUAAUUGGAAAUCUGAUUGGAAAGGUGAUUUAAUAUCUGGUAUAACUGUUGGUGUAAUGCUUAUUCCACAAGGUAUGGCUUAUGCAUUGGUUGCAAAAUUACCACCAAUUUAUGGUUUAUAUUCAUCUAUUUUACCAGUAUUAGCAUAUUGUAUAUUUGGAACAUCAAAACAAUUAUCAAUGGGACCAUUUGCAAUCAUUUCAUUGUUGGUAUCAGAAACAGUUACAGGUGUUGUUGGUGCUGGUAAUACUGAUGAAGUUUAUCAUGUUAGUGUAGCUAUACUAUUGGCUUUAGUAUGUGGUGCUAUGCAAAUGUUUUUAGGUUUAAUAAGGUUUGGUUUCGUUGCAAAUUUUUUAUCUGAUCCAGUUCGUACUGGUUUUACAAGUGGUUGUGCUUUAAUUAUUGGUAGUAGUCAAUUAAAACAUAUAUUUGGAUAUGGUGUUGAAGAAACCAAUUUUUUAUUAUUAUUAGUAAUUAGAUAUUUAAAAGAUAUUGCAAAAACAAAUUGGUGGUCAUUUUUAUUGGGUAUAAUUGGUGUUGUAUUUUUAUUGGGUAUUAAAAAGUUGAAUGCAAGAUUUAAAUUAAAGAUACCAGGACCAUUGUUGGUUGUUGUAGUUUUCACAUUCUUUUCAUUUAUUUUAAAACUAGAGCAAAGAGCACAUAUAAAGGUGGUUGGUGAAAUUCCAUCCGGGUUUCCAUCACCAUCAUUCCCAUUGGUACGUUAUAAUCAAUCAUUGUAUAGUCAGAAUGAAGGUGUGGACGGGUUACCACUACCACCCAAUACCAAUUGGUUUAGUGUUUUAAUUCAAUUGAUACCAGGCUCAUUGGUAUUAACAUUGGUUGGAUUUAUAAGUAGUAUUUCAAUUGGUUCUAAAUUUGGUGAGAAAUAUAAUUACAUAGUUGAGCCUAAUCAAGAACUUUUUGCAUUGGGCGCCAGUGAUUUCUUUGGUGCCUUCUUUUUAUCGUUCCCAGUGGGUGCAUCAUUAUCAAGAACAGCAGUAAACGCACAGAAUGGUGCAGUAUCACAAGUUUCGUCAUUCAUUUGCACGGUUAUCAUUGUAAUUAGUGUUUUCUUUUUAACACCAGUGGUGUACUUCUUACCAAGGGCAGUUCUAUCAUCGAUUGUAAUCGUUGCAAUCAUUGAUUUGGUUGAAUAUCAGAUGGUAUUUGAUCUUUGGAAAGUUCAUAGAAAAGAUUUACUCCUAUUUGGUAUUUCAUUCCUUUCAACUACAAUACUUGGAAUUUUACAAGGUAUAUUAAUUGGUGCAAUCGCCUCUUUAUUAAUGAUUAUCUAUCGUAGUGCUUAUCCACCAUUUGCAGUAUUGGGUCGUUUACCUGGAACAGAGAUCUAUAAAAACAUUAAACGUGUACCAAAAGCUGAAACUUUCAAAGGUGUCCGUAUCGUUCGUAUUGAUGGUUCAAUUUAUUUCGCAAAUUGUAUGUUUAUAAAGAAAAAACUAAGACAUCACGAACCAUUCUCUUUAAAGAGUGGUGACCAAAAUCAUGGUAGUCAAGAGGAUAUCAUUUCUUUCAUGACAGAUAGUGAGGCUGAAAAUGCUUACAUUGAUGAUGAUGAACCAAUUGAAGUUGAUAUCGAUGGUCAUAAGAUUAUUGGUGCAAUUAUCAUUGAUUUCAGUUCUGUGAAUGAUAUAGAUUCAACUGGUAUUCGUAUGUUGAAGGAAUUAGUAUCAGAUUUUAGAAAGAGACAAUUGGUAAUUUAUUUUGCAUCAGUAAAAGGUUACGUUAGAGAUAGUAUGAAAAGAGGUGGUGUAGUCGAUCAUUAUGGUGCCGAUCAUUUCUUUUGGACAAUUAAUGAUGCUGUUGAACAUCAUCUUUUCUUAUUAAGACAAUCAAAAAGAAGUAAAGAACUUUCAAAAUCUCGUUCAAUUAAUAAUAGUUCAAAUAAUGUUAUAUUUAACAAACAAAUUCAAAAUAAUUCAAUUUUAACAACAACAACAACAAAUAUUGAUAAUGAUUUUGAUGAUGUUGUUGGUAAUGCUAGUGGUAAUAUACCAUUAAUUAAUUUAAAGAAAAUUUAG